ACAAGUUACGAUUAAAAUAAUUUAAUGUGAUUCGCGUUUGAUGGUAUGAAUUUUAUAAAUGGUAUACCUAUAUAUAAUAAUAUUGUUAUCUAUGUACUCGAGGUCGCGAGAUUCCUAUCAAGCUUUGUGUAAGACGACGCGGAUGGGAGGUUUUUAAUUGGAGUAAUUUUCCACCAUCGUCCGAACCAGAUGCAUCAUCACCUGACCUCGAAAAUUGGACAGACGCAUAAAAGGUGUGUAUAAAUAUGGGCGCGCGACGGCACAGUGAUUUUACAGUGUGUUUCAACUUCAUCCGAGUUUCCUCUACACUGGUAAACGUAGUCUGUGCGAGUUAAGUUUAUACCAAAAACAAUAACAAAAUGGUCUCAAAGCCGUUUGUUUUCGUGUUUGUGCUCAUGUCCGUGGUCGGUGUGUCGUUCUCCGUGACCGAAGAAAACGAUGGUACAAAGGUCGUGGACAAGGAAGAGGACCAUCAUCAGAACAUCCAAGAGGAACUCAAGAAAUUUUUGUCGACGUUAGAGAAAAUCGACAUAGACCAGAUAUUGAACAACCACAGGUUGAUGUCGAACAACGUCAAAUGUUUUCUGAACGAAGGACCGUGUACGGCACAACUGAGGGAAAUGAAAAAAAUGCUACCUGCGCUAGUCAAAGAUAGUUGCGCGUCAUGUACCAAAGAGCAAAAGAACAUUAUCAAAAAAUCCAUGGAGGCAAUUCAAGCUAGACGUCCAAAUGAGUACAAACAAGUUAGCAAAUUUUUUGACCCGGAGGGAAAAUACCAGAAGAAAUUCUUAGAAAACCUAAACACAGAUUAGAUUUUUAAAAAUAAACCUUGAACAUAAUACUUCAGAUAUUUUUACAACAAGGUUCUCAGAUGUAACUAUCUAAUGGAAUAUAGGUAUUGUUAUUUUUAUUAUUAUUACUAUAUACUACUAGAGUACUUGGAGAACAAACGAAGCAGUUGUAUGAAAUAAAUCAGUUUAUAUUAAUAUUUAUAAUAUAACAUUGAAAUUAUUACUAAAAUAAAAUAAAUUUAAAACAA
Molecule: messenger RNA, 1039 nt
Organism: Acyrthosiphon pisum (pea aphid)
Lineage: Eukaryota; Metazoa; Arthropoda; Insecta; Hemiptera; Aphididae
Product: ejaculatory bulb-specific protein 3-like
Exons: 2
Coding region: 360-812 (150 amino acids)
Source: RefSeq, a predicted model, not a curated record